UGCGUAGCCUUUAUCUAGCAUAAAGGCUUCAAGGCCGAAUCACUCCAAAAAUCCUGCCUACACCGCUUUUCAUUUCUCCCAGUUUAUUCUGCGAUAUCGAUUCACAGCGAGCAUGAGUAGUGAAACCUUAGCUCCCAUUGCUAUUAUUGGAAUUUCCGCUGAGCUCCCUAGUGGAGACUAUAGUAACACCAACCUUGAUUUCCAAACCUUCAAGAAUUUUCUCCAUGAAAAACGCGAUUCUUACAGCCGUGUACCCGCCGACAGGUUCAAUGUAGACCUGUGGAGAGGUAAAAAUGCUGGUCACAUCUUCACCGACACUGGAUCCUUCUUGAAGGACAUAUCAAUGUUUGAUUAUCUUGAGUUCGGUAUCAAUCCCAAGGACGCCAAGGCACUCGCUGUUGGUACCCGCAGACUGGUUGAAAACUCUUUUCUUGCGUUGUGGGAUGCUGGAAUCCAAUAUCGCGGCCGUAACAUUGGCACUUAUAUGUCCGCUGUGGCUCAUGACAUUCUAUCAGUCGGUGAACACGCACCUACUGAUGCAGCGGGAUCUUUUGCAGGGGCCUAUACUAUGGUCGCCAACAAAGUUGCAUACCACCUUGAUCUUUGUGGUCCCUCGCUUCCAGUUGAUACUGCUUGUAGUUCUACUGCGACUGCUACACAUCUUGCCGUUCAGGCAAUACGAGCCGGUGAAUGCGAAGCCGCUGUUGUUGGGGGAUGUCAAGUCAACUCUAGGUUCAUCGAUAUUAUCUGUUACAGUCAAGGUGGCGUUCUUGCACCUGACGGAAUGUGCAAGCCUUUUGAUGCUGGAGCUAACGGUUUCUCGAGAGGGGAAGGGUGUGUCGCGAUUGUUCUCAAGCCUUUAGACAAGGCAAUCGCAGAUGGAGAUUAUAUCUACGGAUCUAUUCUCGGAACUGGUAUCAAUGCCACGGGUAACUCGGCCCCAGUUUAUGCACCUCUUGCAAGUGCGCAAGAAGACGCAAUGCGUAAGGCAUAUGUCGCAACCGGAAGAUCUCCCCAAGAGGUAGAUUUCAUUGAAUUGCACGCGACAGGGACGUCCGUCGGCGAUCCUAUCGAGGCCAAUUGGGUUGGAAAAGCAUUUGCCCGGAACGACGAGCUCCUCAUUGGAAGUGUUAAAGGCAACAUUGGACACACCGAAAUUGUUUCGUUUAUGGCAUCCUUGUGUAAAGUUCUUUGGAUCUUCCAAGAUCGUCUGGUUCCUCCCAAUGUCAAGCUCAACAAAUUGAAUCAAAAAGUCAAGUGGAAGCAGUGGAAACUCCGGGUCCCUACAGAAAUUGAGCCGAUCGAACCCCGUCAUCCCUCCGGCAAGCUGUUGAUCUCUAUGAACAGUUCUGGUAUCGGUGGUUCCAAUGCUCAUGUUUUGGUCGAGAGUCACGAGCUAAAUGUCGCUCUCCCUAAUGAAAUCCCUUCCAACUAUCCUGUCCUUCUCUUGGCCGGUGCACUUUCGGACUCUUCAACAAGUGCCGUCGCUAAACAACUUGUUACUUUGGCAGAUGGAAACAAAGAUAUUGCUGCCCUCUCUCUCGCCUUCGGCCGUCGAAGUAUGCAAAUGAACUGGAGAUCAUUCUCUGUCACCCUUCCCGGUGCUACUCCGAUUUUCUCAUCACCCCGAUUCAUCCCACGGAAUAGACCUGCCCUUGUAUGGGUGUGUUCAGGUCAGGGUCCUCAGCACAUUGCGAUGGGCCGACAACUCUUCAAUCAAUUCCCUGUCUUCCGCUCCAGUAUACUCGAGCUUGAUUCUGUCUAUGCUGCUGUCGUCGGUCAAUCUAUGAUUGCUCGCACAGGUUUAUUCUCGAAUGAUGUGUCUGCACAAAAGCUACCUGCAGUCUGGCCCAUUGAAAUUACCCUCCCUGCAAUCGCGAUGGUACAACUCGCACUCAUCGACCUAUUCCAAUCUGUAGGGAUAGCUCCGGAUGCAGUUGUCGGUCAUUCUGCUGGCGAAACCACUAUGCUUUAUGCCUCUGGAGCCACUUCCAAGGCCUUGGCUCUCGAAAUCGCCAUCGCUCGUGGAUUGGCAGUUGCGGAGCUCGAGGCUCUUGAAGGUAGCAUGGUUGCUUUCAGUUGUGACCCGAUUGUUGCCGACGAUAUCAUCAAUGAAGUUCGGGCUUCAAUUGAUGCUCCUAAGAUGAUCCUUGACGUUGCUUGCUACAAUGCAGAGACUGCCGUCGUCCUCGCGGGUCACGUUCUACUCUUGGAGAAGGCUAAGGAGAUUGCCAAAGCCCGGAAUAUCAUGGUUAAUCAGAUUGCCACUCGUGUUCCAUUCCAUAGCACGAUGAUGGAGGCUUGCAAGGCCUCAUAUUUGAAGCGAGUAUCUGAGGUCUUCGCCAAGUAUCGUGCAGAAGACUGUAUACCAAAGAUUCCUGCAUAUUCAACUAUGACUGGUGAAAUUUGGAAUGGAGCAUUCACUGCUGAUUACUUCUGGGACAAUGCUCGUUCCCCUGUUGAAUUCCUUAGCGCCAUCAAUAGCAUCUUGGUAGAUAUGCCAAAUGCGACCUUCCUGGAAAUAUCUCCUCAUCCUGUCUUAUCUUCCUAUGUUUCAAGUAUUCGAGGUAGCGCGGACGUCGUCUUUUGUGGAAUGCGCCGAAAACGAGAAUACCCUCAAUUUGGUGAAUACACACAAAUGAUGGAAACUAUCGGUGGACUCGCGGUGACAGGAUACGAUUCCAUUGACAUUCGGGCACUCACUGGAGUCCGGUCACCACCAAUCCCUUCACCGUUCAAGUAUCCGUUCUCGAAGAAGGAAGUUCCUGUUUAUUCAGACGUUUGUCGCACGUCGCUUGAUCAUAUGGAUGCUACGUACAGGGGCCCGCUAUGUUCCUCGCCUCUGCGAAUCAAUUCUUCUACACAUCCUGAUCUGACACAGCACGUUAUCAAUAGUCAACCCAUUAUGGCUGCUGCAGGUUUCCUCGAGAUGGGCUUUGAACUCGGAGGUCGUACUCUAUGGAAUGUCAACUUCCGCACCAUGCUUCCUCUCAUUGCCGACAAAACAAUCUCUGUUGAAGUCAAGCGCGAAGACUCUCGCUGGUCGGUUAGCUCAUACAAGCCUGGCAAUCUCGAUGAACUUCGCCUGCACACUGAUGGUUUCCUGUCUACUGAACUAACUAGUUCUCCCCCAUUAUUCGAUCUGGCUGCGCUUCGGAAAGGAUGCAAGGUGGUGGAGUCGGAAGAGUUCUACGCACCCAUCAACCAUUUCGCACAAUACGGACCCAUGUUCAGACGAGUGACUCGGUUCUGGCGCGGCGCGAAUGAAGGAUUAGCUGAAGUUAGAGGUUUUGCUCCUGAUCUCACUGAACAUGGCUACAAUUAUAUUGUGCAUCCUGCCAUUUUGGAUGCUUGCUUCCAUGCCAUGGUUCUUCCUGCAUCCGCCGACAAUGAUCCAAACUCGUAUCAUCUUCCGCUCUCAGUCGAAUACGUGGCUUUACAUCAGUCGGAGUUGUUCCCAUCGGGGCAGACAGCUUCCGAUACUUUCUAUGCUUACGUCAAAAUGAAGAAUUGGACUCCUGAGGAGAUCAAAUUCGACUUGGAAAUCCUCCUACCCAAUGGUCAAUCCGUUCUAUCGCUCCAUGGAUUCUCAGUUGCCCAUCAUGAGAAAGUUAGCGGCAUCACAAAUGCACAAAGCUUUGAGCUCGUCUACCAGCCCUAUAUGCUUCCAGCUUAUACUGGUACUAUCAACGGUUCAGCAAACGGUCAUGGUAUCAAUGGGCAUGCUAAUGGCGCUGCCCUAACUACAGAUGAUCUUCAGUCAGCAAUUAAGGCGACCAUUGAUUUUGCAGUAGCCAGGAAGAAAGUCAUCAGGGUUUUAGAAGUCGGCGCAGCUUCCACUCAACUCUUGAGUCAGCCCAAGAUUGUUUCUCUCAUCGAGAAUCCUGGCGCGGCGGAUAUCAUUAUACAUUAUACUUGUGCUGAUACCACAUCAGUUUCUGUCCCACCGUUUGCGCAUUACACAAAGCUGGACCUAGCUGGACCAGAACCUAGUUCCUUGCUUUCCACGUUUGAUAUCAUUCUUGCAUGCGGAGAUGUGAACGUCGAUGAUAAUAGCACGACUGCAUCGUCCAUAUCCAAACUUCUUCUUCCCGGGGGUCUUCUUAUAGUUUCUGAUCCCGCAGGAUGGAAGCGGUCGCUCAAAGAUUCUGGCCUCGUCUUCCUGUCCGGUCUUGGAAGCGCAGGAAUUGCGCAAAAAGCACGUGACAUAUUUUCGAAGCCAUCCGCCGUGGCCGAACUUUCCAUCGUCGAAUAUCCUACUAAUGCUAACGUUAAUCCCAACUCGUUACUCGCGCUACAAACCACCUUCAGCCAGUUACGUCAGUCGGGACCAAAAGAGUUAUGGCUCCACGCGAAUUCCGAUGAAGCUUCCGGGUCUGCUGCUGGAUUUUCCAGAGUUCUUCGUGUCGAAGUACCUGAUUUACAGCUUUACAUGGUAUUCUUUGACAGUGCCUGGGAUGUAGAAAGGAGGACUGCAUUCAUUCGCUCGAUCGCUCACCUUCAAAAUCUUGACAAAGAAUUCGAGGUCGACGACUCAGGCACUAUACUGGUUCCCCGAUAUGUUCCUUCUGCCAUCCCCAACGCUUCAUUGAACGACGAAAGCACCGUCUCUCUCGACUCCGUCGUUCCUCCUACUCUCAUCCCCGAACAAUACAUAUUAGUAGAAGUUCUGACUGCCAGCGAAGUCCACGCUGGAUUCAAAGGAGUGGUUGGCCGAGUGAUAAAAUCGAAGGCUUCUCAGUGGAAAGAGGGGAAAGAUGUUGUUGGUGUGGUGACUGUGACCCAGAAAGAUUUCCCCACUCCCUACAUUGUGGCUCAUGAAGGACAGUUUGCGUCCCUUCAGGACUCGAGCAUUGAGCCAGACACUUCUGCGUUCCUCGCCCUUUCAAUGGCUAUUAUCGGUAUAGCAUUGGGUAUCACCAGCAUUCGCGAUAUCAAACGCUUACAGAGACGGAAGAUUGGUGUUGUUGGUAUAAUGAACAAGGAUAUUUGUGAGCUCUUACUGGCUUUGGGUGUCAAUGCGAAAGUGGCUUCGACAAACCCAGAAGAAAACAGCUUGACAGUUUUGCGUGGCAGCGAUUUUGUCAUUGCUAGUGGUUUAGAUAAGAAUGAUGCUCAAGUCAUUCGUGGUUCUGUUCGACCACAGACCUCCGUUUUCAUUUGGGACGAUCCGGCGACUGGAUUGGCCACGGAGUUAUCGAGGAACCCAUGGCUCAUUGGAGACAUCAUCGCUGAGUUUUAUACUCAUCACAAGCCCACCAUCGAGACGCACUCUAUUCCGGCGAAGGUAAACGUGAUUGAGAGCCAGACGAGCAAGACUCUGUUCCGCGCUGAUAGAUCAUAUCUAUUAGUCGGUGGAAUUGGCUCAAUGGGUUUGAAAAUAGCUCUAUGGAUGUAUGAGAAUGGCGCAAGGAACAUUAUCAUGACCUCCCGCUCUGGAGCUGCUACCCUUGAUCGCCCUCGCUACGAAGCUGGCAAACGUAUCUCUGAAUACGCAAAGACAUUACCUGGUCUAAAUCUACAGCUGGAGGCCUGCGAUGGAGCAUCCGCAGGGGCCAUGACCAACUUAAUUUCGUCCUUGAGUUUGCCGCUUGCCGGCGUCAUGCUGCUUUCCGCAUCUAUCAACGACCGUCUGUUCUCUGCUCAUGACGAAGACUCCUGGUCGUCUCCGUUCGUUUCCAAAGUUCACGUAUUCAAGGCCCUAGAAGCUUCAUGCUCUCUCGAAUCAUUAGAUUUCAUUAUCAUGUUUUCGUCUGCCACGAUCUUAGGAAGUUUGGGUCAGGCCAAUUACGCUGGUGCUAACAGUGCAGUCGAUUUCUUAGUCAGAAAGCUCCCCAACGCUUUCUCUAUCGUUUGCCCUGCCAUCCUAGACUCUGCACUAUUCGAGGCAACGAACGAGCUGAACACUGAUGUAACCCGUUGGUCAACUUGGGGCAUGACCUGCAGUGAACUGUGCCACCAUAUUCGUCUUGGACUCCUGAAAAUGCGCAAGCAACCGUUCUACCUUUAUGUGCCUCCUUGGAGUUGGGACAAGGCCUCUGCUGGGCUUGGAACAGCCUGUCUUCCCAUGUUCUCCCAUCUAUUUUCAGAUGAGGCUGCUAAUGGGGGCUCAGCUGGUAAAAAGGACGCAUCUGCUGACGUGAUCAAAAAUAUUGUACUGUCGUUCCUGGAUGUCGCCGAGGAUGACUUCUCGAUGAGCACUCCGUUGACCUCAUACGGUUUAGACUCACUCUCUGCAGGUCACCUGUCUGUCGCCUUGAGACCGUACCUGCAGAUUGCUCAAAUGCAACUGCUCUCGGAUAUUACCACUGAGGAUAUCGUCAACCUUACUCAAGGUGACGGCGACGAAGAUGACGAGGGGUCAAGUAGCGCCCCUGCGUCCAAACUUGCUCCUGUCAUAUACAAUGCCUCGUCUAUCCAGGAGAAGAGAUACGAUUGGCAGAUACCACCAAAUCAACCUGGCGAAACGCUAAUCAAGAUGAUUGACAGACCCGGCGAAACACCCCUCAUUUUCACCCACGGCGGUGGUGGAAAUCUUCUAACCUUCGUACCACUUCAAGAACAAUUCACAUCUGCCCUUUGGGGUGUUCAGGUCACACCUGAAACGCCUCUGGAAUCUGUCGAACGUACGGCCAAAUUCUACUACGAGAAAAUCAAGGAAGCUCAGCCGCAUGGUCCAUAUCGAAUCGGAGGAUAUUGUGCAUCUGCACUUAUCGCCUAUGAGCUCGUAUAUCAGUUCCAGCAAGCAGGAGAUGAGAUAUCACAAUGGGUUAUGUUGGACUUCUCUCCUGCCAUCUUUGGUAGUUAUCACUUCACUGCUGGACUUGACGAGGAAACUAUCAGAACGAAAGUGCCCACCAAGGACGUCAUUGGUAUUGGCAUUCGCCUUAUGGACCGAAUGACUGAAUUAGAUACCAACGAGGGAGCAAAGACUGUCAUUACUGAGAUUUGGGACGCUCACAACGGUCUACCAGCUCGCGAUCACAUCAAACAACAGCACCGUGCAUUUUCUGGCAUCGGUUUGGGUGCGCUCGACCUAUUCUUCACAUUAGCGGGCAACGAUGAAAAGAUUCUUCGCGACCCUGCUGCCCUUGAACAGCGUAUGAUCGAGUGGGCCGCUCGUGUCAAGGUUCCAAUGCAACUGGUGCUCCCUAGACAGAGUGGUGCGCGUUCCCUUUUCCCAGAUGGUGAUGCCAGCUGGGAGAUGCUCGGCACCGAACGUUUUGCGAAGAACUUUGAGAGGUUUGAUGUGAAUGGUGGGCAUUUGACGAUGAUGGAGGAUCCCAAGUUGGCCCAAUUCCUUGAAUUUGGCGCAAGAAAAUAGGAUGAACGUCGGACUCGCGUCUUUGAUAAAAAUUACUGUAGAUCUGACUGUAUAUAUCAGUACUACUUAAAGUAUGUAUCCUGUCUGUAGACCGUAGAACUAAGAAAACUGUAAAUUGUAAAUCUUGCCACGUGAACG
Molecule: messenger RNA, 7462 nt
Organism: Lentinula edodes (shiitake mushroom)
Lineage: Eukaryota; Fungi; Basidiomycota; Agaricomycetes; Agaricales; Omphalotaceae
Exons: 17
Coding region: 113-7324 (2403 amino acids)
Biological process (GO): fatty acid biosynthetic process
Molecular function (GO): fatty acid synthase activity
Source: RefSeq, a predicted model, not a curated record